Pseudopipra pipra is the source of this 4800-nucleotide messenger RNA. RefSeq names its product zinc finger protein 131-like. Gene Ontology annotation, molecular function: DNA-binding transcription factor activity, RNA polymerase II-specific; protein binding. Gene Ontology annotation, biological process: regulation of transcription by RNA polymerase II. The record is from RefSeq and is a predicted model, not a curated record. The coding region runs from base 1724 to 3574 and encodes 616 amino acids. The transcript has 7 exons. Gene Ontology annotation, cellular component: nucleus. NCBI's taxonomy places the organism in Eukaryota, Metazoa, Chordata, Aves, Passeriformes, Pipridae.
UUAAAACAGUGGUCCACACCUUAUGUGGACUCAACCAUUAAGAGGAAAGGGCAUAAAAGUCCCUAGUGAAAUGCAGUGACGAAAAAGGCUAAAAAAUUUAGAUGCUACAGGUGGUAGCAUAAAAGAGGAAUGAAUACAACCACAGUGACAUUAUAACUGAACUAAAACAAAUAUGAAUUCAAGUGGCAUUAAACCACUAUGAACAUUCAUUAACAGAAACUGCAACCUUAGAGAUAAGAAAUGGCCCGCCUAGAGACAGUGAUAAAGAUGUGAAGAACCAGAAGACACCAGACCCUACUAUUACUACUGGUCUGAACUGUUGCAUGACAGGUGGGAAAUUAAGAUUUUAAGGGUAUAAUUGCCCAGGGAUUUUUUUGUUCAAGGUCCCUCUCGGAAGCAUCCAGCUUAAGCUGUAGUGCUACUAAUAAAAAGGACUGCAUAGAAGAAGCUCCUUUUGGCUUAUUGAUUCAGCAGAAACCUAGAGUUGAACCCUGUUAUGGUGGUUAGCACAUGUACUUUCCAUAACAGAGUAAGGGCAGUCAAAUAUUGCCAGCACUUUGUUACAAGUAAUCUGCACGUGCUUGUUGGCUCAUUUCUGAAACUGGCAAACGUAUAGACUUUAAAUCUGGGUAAAAACGACGGCGUUUAAUCUUAUCCUAAUGAUGAAUUCAAUUGCAUUUUUCUUUUAUGUUCAGAAAGCAGCCGUGUCCCUCCCAGGGGCGGAACAGCCGUCCUACCGGGCGGAAUGGGCACCCGCCAGGGCUCCCACCGCAGCUCAGGGCCGAGACUGCACGAAAUGACCGUCGGAGCCGCCAGUUCUCGCGGCUGCCCCACCCCGCGUGGGCACUGCCUGCUCCCCUGCGGAGAGAACCAGCGACGCGGCGAUGUGCCAAUCCUGGAGGAAGUAGCCCGCCUGCCCCUCCUCCCCCCAGGCCCGCCCCGGCUGCGGCUUCUCACGGCGGCGUCACCUACCUCCAACGACCGCUCCCUGCCCGCAGCCAUACGGUGCUGACACACGCACACAUCCCAGACUACAACUCUCAGAAUGCUCCGAGCAGUCGAACCGCACCCCACCCCUACCCCCCCGCACGCUGUCGUGUGAAAGGUUGACCCUACCGUCACUUCCGCACGCGGUGCAGGCCAGGAGUGCGAGUAGCGAUUGGCCGGCGCCUGUCCCGCUUUUCAGCGUGCUGGGGAGCAGGAAGCGGUAACAGCAGAGAGAGCGCGGCAGGGUGAGGGGCUCCUCACGGUGAGUUACUCAGCGAAACUGCCUCCAGGGUGCAACCCGGCCGGGAAUUGAAAAGGAAUGUAUUUAAUGCGCGCUUUGAUGACGUAAUAACGACUAAUGAGGUGGCAGUGUUGCUGAACGUACGGUUCGGGCCAGCAGCGGUCGGGUCCCUUUCUCGGGGGUGCCCUCGUGGGAUACUCGCACUUGAAGGCGGUCGCCGUCGCCUGUGCCCGUGUCCGUGCCCGGCAGGCACUCAGCACUGGCUAGGCCUUCCGUCUUCUGCCGCUCCUGGGACUCGGCGGGCACUCAUUUGCUUCUCCGCCUGGGGCGGGCUCUGCCGCCGCCUUACGAUUGGCGGGGUUCGCGCUGAUUACCGCCAGCGCCCGCCAGUGGGGCUAUGGCUGACCGCGGGGCUGUGAGUGGCUUUGACGGGGUUGGGCCUCGGCCUCGCUUUCGAGAGCUCCGCGGAAACUCGAGCCGAUUAAUCCUUUUGCCAUGGAAGCCGAAGAAAUGAUGGAAUGUAUCCAGGAAUUCCCCGAACACUAUAAAGUUAUUUUGGAUAGACUAAAUGAACAACGUGAGCAGGACCAGUUUACAGAUAUCACUCUGAUUGUCGAUGGUCACCAUUUCAAAGCUCAUAAGGCUGUUCUUGCUGCCUGUAGCCAGUUCUUCUACAAAUUCUUCCAAGAUUUCACUCAGGAGCCCUUGGUGGAAAUUGAAGGUGUAAGUAACAUGGCAUUUCGCCACCUAAUUGAGUUCACCUAUACAGCAAAACUAAUGGUCCAAGGUGAGGAAGAAGCAAAUGAUGUUUGGAAAGCAGCUGAGUAUCUACAGAUGUUAGAAGCGAUCAAAGCACUUGAAAUCAGGAACAGAGAAAAUUCAUCACCAUUAGAAUCAAAUCAAAGGCAAGAUAAAAAUAAAGCAAAAAAGAGGAAGAUAGCUGAAACCUCUAAUGUUAUCACAGAAACACUGCCAUCUGCAGAAUCAGAGCCUGUUGAAAUUGAGGUUGAGAUUGCUGAAGGGAUGAUUGAAGUAGAAGAUAACAGCAUUGAAACACUUGAAGUAGCUUCUGAAGAGCAAUCUAUAAAGUACAUACAUACAAUGGGUACAUCAGAUGAAUCUGCUUUGGCUCUUUUGGCUGAUAUCACCAGUAAGUAUCGUCAAGGAGAGACAAAAUGCCAGAUCCAAGAAGAAGGUGGCAGUGCAACUGAUCCCUUGUGCAAACAGGUAGAAGAUAUUGAAAUUGUGGAACUUCAGCUGUCCCACGUGAAGAAUUUAUUCCACUGUGAAAAAUGUAACCGUUCAUUUAAAUUGUUUUACCAUUUUAAGGAACACAUGAAAACACACUCUGCUGAGAGUUACAAGUGUGACAUAUGCAAUAAAAGGUACCUACGAGAGAGUGCUUUGAAACAACACCUCACCUGUUACCACCUUGAUGAAGGUGGUGCUAGCAAGAAGCAAAGACCUGGCAAAAAAAUACAUAUAUGCCAGUACUGUGAUAAGCAGUUUGAUCACUUUGGUCAUUUUAAAGAGCACCUCCGAAAGCACACAGGUGAAAAACCAUUUGAAUGUCCAAAUUGCCAUGAGCGUUUUGCUAGGAAUAGUACACUCAAAUGUCACCUGACGGCCUGUCAGACUGGAGCUGGAGCUAAAAAGGGAAGAAAGAAGCUGUACGAAUGUCAGGUUUGUAACAGCGUGUUUAACAGCUGGGAUCAGUUUAAAAAUCAUUUGGUAAUACACACUGGUGACAAACCCAACCACUGUACCUUCUGUGAUUUGUGGUUUAUGCAAGGCAGUGAGCUGAGAAGGCAUCUCAAAGACAUGCACAAUAUUUCAGAACGAAUAGUGACAGAAGAGGUUCUUCCAGUGGAAGCUAUGGAAGCUGAACCAGUAACAUCAAUGACUAUAAUAGAACAAGUAGAGCAAGUCCAUGUCCUACCAGUAAUUCAGGUACAAGUGGAUCCUGCACAGGUAACUGUGGAACAGAUGCACCGGGAUCUCAUACAGGAUAAUCAAGUGAAAGGCACACAGAUGGAGGAACUGCAAGAACAGGUGCAAAUUAGUUACUUGGAAGUUGAACACAUUCAGACUGAACAAAGUGCUGAAGUUCACAUGGAGCAGUUACACGUUGGGCAUGUAAAUCAAAUACAGAUGAAAGAAGUACAGGCAGAACUUAUAGAUGGAACAGACCUUGAACAAGUAGAAUAUGAAAGUGUUGAUCAAGGAGAAGCAGAAGAAAAUAAAACUAGUCAAGUAGAUGAUGCAGAUAUGGAAAAUCAUGAACAAGCUGAAGACUUAAAAACUCAACAAUUAGUGGAAACACAGAAUGAAAAGGUAGAUGACUAGGACAAAUAAUCACACUGUGCAGGUUUAGGAAUGAAAUACCCAAUUAUUUUUGCUAGCUUUUACAUUAAUUUUUGAACCAAUGGUGGGUGGUCACCUUUUCAAUAUGCUGUCCUUAGGAAGCUGGACAAGUGGACCAAAGUUAGCUUUCUUCAUGUACAACUACACUUCUUUCAUGUGAAAAAUAACUUUCCCAUUCAUGUAAUGCCAUGGAACAGAAACUACCAAAGACACGGACAGCUUUGUGAGGAUUUUAAUAAUGAAUAGCUUGUAUCACUUACAUCAUCCCUGGCUAUAUGUAAGAGUAACUUUACCUCUUUUCCUCUUGCUAUAGAAGCAAACUCUUGUUAUAGAUUUGCGGAGUGUCUGUGGCAGAAGAAUCAGUAAAAUCUGGUGGGUUCUAAUGUAAGUGGCCAAUUGGGUACCUGUGAAUUUUCUGGGCAGACUGUUUGCUGUUUGCUAACAGCAGUCCCUAACUUUCAGGCUGGGGAAAACACAUUGUUGCUGGAGGACUUGGAGCACAAAAAUCCUGUGCCUUUUUGUUGUGGUUUAACCCUAGCCAGCCACCCAGCCCCUCACAGCCACUCACUCCCCCACUAGCAGGAUCAGGGAGAGAAUUGGAAGGGUAAAAGCCAGAAAACUCAUGGGUUGAGAUAAAGACAGUUUAAUAGGGAAAGCAAAAGCCACUCACACAAGCAAAGCAAAACAAGGAAUUCAUUCAGCCCUUCCCAUGGGAAUCAGGUGUUCAGCCAUCUCCAGGAGAGCAGGGGCCCAUCACACAUAAUGGUGGCUUGGGAAGACAAACACCAUCACUCCAAACAUCCCCCCCUUCCUCCUUCUUCCCCCCACUUUAUAUACUGAGCAUGAUGUCAUAUGGUCUGGAAUAUCCCUUGGCUCAGUUGGGGUCACCUGUCCCAACUGUGUCCCCUCCCAACCUCCCACACACCUCCAGUCCCCUCCCCAGCAGGGCCAUAGGAGGAGCAGAAAAGGCCUUGGCUCUGUGUAAGCCCUGCUGAGCAAUAACAAAAACAUCUCUGUAUUAUCAACCCUGUGUUCAGCACAAAUCCAAACACAGUCCCACACCAGCCGCUGGGAAGGAAAUUAACUCUACCUCAGCCAAAACCAGCACAACAGUGGUUAAAUUUCAACAAAGCUAGGGAGUGUUCAAGAUCCUAGUUCAAUAAAAGGCGAUGUAGGUAAUGUUUAGUGCUUUAUAUCAGCUACUGAUU